Molecule: messenger RNA, 949 nt
Organism: Racocetra fulgida
Lineage: Eukaryota; Fungi; Glomeromycota; Glomeromycetes; Diversisporales; Gigasporaceae
Source: the annotation of a GenBank genome assembly
CUCUAAACGAAUUCCUUUUGGAUUCAAUUACGCUAAUUUGUAUAAUCCUAAGAAAAAAUAUAAUGCACUUAAGUUAAUGUCAACUAAAAAGCGACCCGGUAAAACUGUGAGGAGAAAAGCAUCGCCUCCUCGUCCUCCAAACUUAUUUUUUCUCUUCAAAAAUGCGUUUAUGCUGGAGUUCAAACGCCAGUUCCCACAAGAGUUUGAAAAAUUAAGUAUGCCCAACUUGUGUAAAUGCACACAGGAGCUUUGGGGGAGUUUACCAAGUGAAGUGAAAGCUGAAUACGCUAAGUUAGCGGACAGCCCAAUGAGUGAGAAUAUGUCGACAUUUAGCAGUACAACUUUGUUAGAACAAUUAGAUUCGGAGAAUUCAUCUUCAAUUCUUUCUUCUGAAGUUCCACAAAUUACUACACCAAUUUUGGCUACACCUACUAUUACUUCAUCUGCUACUACUUCACUUAUCAAUUCACCUAUUACUACUUCACUUAUCAAUUCACCUAUUACUACUUCACUUAUCAAUUCACCUAUUACUACUUCACUUAUCAAUUCACCUAUUACUUCAUCUGCUACUACUUCACUUAUCAAUUCACCUAUUACUACUUCACUUAUCAAUUCACCUAUUACUCCAUCUGAGGGAUCACCUCUUGUUCCGGGACCAAUAUUUUCUCAGCCUUGUGGAUCACCUCUUGUUAUGUCUCCUGAAUUAUUUGGGUUUCAUUUGGAUGGAUCACACUUCAUUCCUCCUGAUGCAUCAACAUUGGUUCUUUUGCUUGACGGAUCAAUUAUUUCUGGGGGAGCGUUAGGAAUUGAACUUCCCAAUAGCAAUAGCCUCGACACUAUUAAUUUUAUUCCAUCUGUUUCUUAUGACAUAAAUUACGCCAAUUAUGAUAAUACCUCUAUGCCUGAUAGAAAUUACGUCGAUUAUAAUACUGUAACUGUCCGACCUUGA